AUGACUGGCAACAAAAUCCAAAUACCCGUCGUCUCCAUGAUCCCCGGCAUUGGUCAAGCCGUGCGCGAACAACUUUCGUCUUCGACGGACUCGUCCGUCGCAGCCCAAUUGUACCAGUCUUCGAAGCUCGAGAUCGUCGACCUGCCUAUGCCUGUUGUCCGUCCCUCUGAUGCUCGAAACAAGCACCAGCCAAAGGAAUCGAUUGGUAAUGGCGCUUCAAAAACCACUCAGUGGGCGCUUGACCCUGACCAGCAGCAAAUUCUACACGACGCCGAGGUGAUCUUAAUGGACGCUCAUAUUGCCGCGCCGCUGUUACUCGCCCCCGAGACAAACCUACCCUUCGAGCUACAGCACCUGCUGAAGAAGGUGCAAUGGGUGCAAGGCACUUACGCCGGAGUGGACUCCUAUCUCCAGUACUCCAGUUCACCAGCAGAUGUGGGCUUCACGGUCUCACGUGCAGGUGGGAUCAUGCCCUCAGCGUUGGCGCAAUUUGUUUUCGGCUAUGUCGUUGCGCUUGAGCGCAAGUUCUUCGAGGCAAAGAAGUACCAAGACCAGCGCAUAUUUGGCCGAUGGGACCUCAAGUACCGCUCGUACCGGAAUCUGACCGUUGGUAUCCUCGGUCUCGGUGAAGUUGGGCAGGAGAUUGGACGUAUGUUCAAGACGUCCGGGUUCAAGGUGGUUGGAUUCAAGCGCCGAAUUCGGAACGGAGAUAAGAGGCUGCUGGUCUCAAGUGCUGACAGUGUGUCCACCCAUCUGACUGAGGUGCUCGAGCAGAGCGACUACGUGGUAAAUGUCCUACCUAGCACAAAGGCGACCCGCUACUUGUUGACCGAAGAAACUCUUGAUGUUUGUCGUAACAAGCGACCGGUAUUCGUCAAUGUGGGUCGUGGCGACGUCAUUUCGGAAGAAACGAUCAUCAGCGCACUUGACAAGGGCUUGCUGUCGAAAGCCGUGUUGGACGUUUUCGAGCAGGAACCGCUGCCAAAGGAAAGCCCUUUGUGGUCGCAUCCGAAGGUGAUUGUAACGCCUCAUAUCGCUGGAACGGUGUUUCCAGAGGACGUUGCGGCCUGGUUUGUGAAAAACCUCAACCUUUGCUUGGAGGGACUACCUGUUCUGUAUCAAGUGGACUGGUCAAGUGGUUACUGA
Messenger RNA from Peronospora matthiolae, 1146 nucleotides. The record is from the annotation of a GenBank genome assembly. Lineage: Eukaryota; Oomycota; Peronosporomycetes; Peronosporales; Peronosporaceae.